AUCAUCAUCGCCUAUCCCUGAAAUCCACCGCAUCCGCUUGAACCUAUUCAUAAUUUACUUGGUUGUUUGACGCGCCCAAGUCGAGCCACUCCACGCGCAAUACACGCGUCGCGCUUCUUCGCGCCUGUUUGUCUCACUUGAUUUGUUUGAUCAACUCUACGCAUUGCGCCAUCUCCACAAACCAGAAUUGUAAUGGCACCAAAAUCGCCAGCGAGGCGCAAUAAGGCGCGUCCAUCGCGGGGUGGAAGAGUGAGCGUCGGAAGCAGAAAGGAAUCCGGGAAGCGACUUGGACAGCCAGGCCCUGCUCCAGACCGCGCGAAGAAGCGGUACAAGCCCGGUACAGUCGCGCUCCGUGAAAUCAAACGAUACCAGAAGACGACAGAUCUGCUCCUUCUCAAACUACCAUUUCAGCGACUCGUGCGUGAAAUCGCCCAAUCCGUCACAACCGAAGACGGUCCCAAUCGAUGGCAAAGUCAGGCCAUCAUGGCACUCCAAGAAGCCACCGAAGCUUUCCUUGUCAACCUUUUCCACGAUGCAAAUCUCUGUGCCAUUCACGCCAAGCGCGUCACUAUCCAACAAAAGGACAUACAGCUCGCGCGUCGCCUGCGCGCAGCAUGGGGUGCGCCGGUUUGAUCGAGGCAGGUUUCGCGUGUUGGCAGAUACCCAUUCUUUACUUCCAUUGGACUCGCUGUUGAACGAGGAGGCUACGUGUAUUUGCUUUGCUGGUCCGCUUUGGAUGCAAGUCUUCAUAUCGUCUUUGGGUGGACGAGUAGACGUGAUUGGCGUUUCAGGGCGCUUGAAUUUGUUGGCAGACAUAUCUGCUACCUGUUAUUUUUUGGUUUUAUUGUUUUUGAUCUGCAUGACUCUGUUCAGUGCGAGGUUGUUGAGUCUGGAGUUGGAGCAAAUCGCACACGAGGCCGUGUUAGAUGCCGAUGCUGAAAUAUUCAAAGGUUCCAAUCCAACUAUCGAUGCACA
This is a messenger RNA of Pyrenophora tritici-repentis Pt-1C-BFP, 975 nucleotides long. Its product is annotated as HHT1, Histones H3 and H4. The record is from RefSeq and is a predicted model, not a curated record. Lineage: Eukaryota; Fungi; Ascomycota; Dothideomycetes; Pleosporales; Pleosporaceae. Gene Ontology annotation, molecular function: DNA binding; protein heterodimerization activity; structural constituent of chromatin. Gene Ontology annotation, cellular component: nucleosome.